AUGAUUCCUCAUCGAAGUACGGGUCUGUUGGCAAUCAUUGUCUUCGUCGCGCUUCUCCUCUUCAUCUUUUCGUCCUCUCCCAUUCCUAAUCCUACCGUCGAAGGAGAGGGAGAAGCCUCAGGGCGCGCCAAUUAUGUCCCUCAUCCGAAGCUCCCAUCAUUGAGCAACAUUCAUUUACCGAGCAACAUGCACCUACCCUCAUUCCGUGCUCCAUCACAUGAAGCUCCGCUUGAGCAAACAAACAGCACCAGCGGCGAAUCUAAAUGGUUCAGCACUUGGGAAUGGCUGAACCCAUUCUCUUCGGCCAUUACGCUUGAUGAGGGCCGCUCCGUUCUUCCUCCUUUGCCCGAACGCCGGCCGAUAUACACGUACUAUAACCCCAAGUUUAAUCCCAAGAAGCAUUACGGCAAGGACUUAAAGGAUGAUCAGAACGCGGACGAGGUGCUCCUUCUUGCCUGGCGCCGAGCUUGGUUCGCGCAGGGAUUCCGACCGAUUGUUUUGACACCCGGUGAUGCUAUGGAGAACCCACAUUACGAAGUGGUGCAGAGACUCAAACUCGGCGCUGAAAUGGAAAACGAGGUGUUCCGGUGGUUGGCAUGGGGGCACAUGGGAAGUGGAUUGCUUGCCGACUUUACUUGCUUCCCCAUGGGGCGAUAUGAUGAUGACCUUCUGUCUUACCUACGACGGGGAAGCCAGCCCGAGAUCAUUACGCGCUUUGAGAACUUCCAAGGUGGCCUCUACUCAGCUGAGAAGCACCGUAUUAUGGAGGCCAUUGACGGCGCAGUGAAGCAAUUGAACGACCAGACUAAAUCUUUCCCGGAUUUGAUGCCUUCCGAAAUGUUCAAGGCCGAAAACCCAAGCUCUUUGGCAUACUACAAGUCUGGCACCGUCCUCUCCAAAUACCCUGGCGUGCACGAGAAAACCACCCAGAACCCUGCAAGUGGCCGACUUCAGCUGGUGCAGCUCAUCAACGCACACCUCCAUAACACUUUCCAGAACGCUUACCCUGCUGGUUUGGCUGUGCUGAAGCCUUUCCCCAAGUACACCACCGCGUUAGUUGAACCUGCAUUGCGGUUGGCUAAGGCGCUCAUCCAGUGCCCUGAGUCUCCCAUGUCGGACUCUUGCCCGCCCAAUAAUCAAGACUGCCGUCCCUGCGGCUCCGCCAAGUCGCCUAUGCGUAUCAGCCAGCCCUCCAGUUUCAAGAACACGUCUUUCCUUUUCACCAUUGGCACUCUCCCUCACCCCUACACUCUCAUCAGCCUGCAGAAGGAAUCCGAAGAAGUGAGCACGCGCGACAUCCGUCGUACCACCGACCGCGAUGCGUGGCUGGGCGACGUGACCAAGGAUCACCUUGGCAAGGAAUUGGGUGGUUCAUUCCGGGGCGUGGUCUUCAAGCAGGUCGUGGCGGGAGACCAGGCUGUCUCCAACUCCCUGUGGAUGACAGUCGAAUCUCUGCCUGCGGAGGCGGGUCAAAGCUUGCCGCCCGAGCUCCUGGAUGAGUUCGAGUGGCAAUUCGGAUUCAAGAUUCCUCGCGGAGGCGCGAUCGACCCGAACACCGCUGGCGACAAAGAAAGCGUGCAAAACAAGAAUCCUAGCCAACAGGGAGUUGGCCGAGAAUAUGAGCUGAUCAAAAAAGCCCGGGAGAUCAUUACGAGCAAGGAUACCAACCGGAUUGGCAUCAAGGCCGUCGCCGAAGCCUGGAAUAUGGCGGAUACCGAAGUCUGGCGAUUCGUGAAAGCAUAUCGUGCUCGCAGCGUGGUUGAACGCAAGCAGUGGCAGGAGCAGGAGAAGUCAUUUGCGGGCUCUAAGCCAUAA
This is a messenger RNA of Penicillium atrosanguineum, 1815 nucleotides long. RefSeq lists its product as uncharacterized. NCBI's taxonomy places the organism in Eukaryota, Fungi, Ascomycota, Eurotiomycetes, Eurotiales, Aspergillaceae. The coding region runs from base 1 to 1815 and encodes 604 amino acids. The record is from RefSeq and is a predicted model, not a curated record. The transcript has 2 exons.